AUGAGUACAGAAAUUGAUAUAAAUAAGCUUAAAGCAGAAAUUAAAAAUGACAAAUAAAGAAGACUUAUUCUUUUUGGAAUAUUUGCCACUGGAUUAAUAGGUCUUUAUGUACUUGUUCAUUUUUCUCCACAUUUAACAGAGUAAUCUAAUUUCUUUUAAUUAGUACUGAGAGAUCAAUUGUUUAUAGAAUUCCUAAAUAUCCUCGUCAUAUUGCAGAGUUAUUAGAUGUUAUUAAUAGAUAUUCAGAUAAUAAUUUAUUCUAUGUUCUGUUUGCAUUCAUUUACCUCUAUAUUUUUAUGUAAAGUUUUGCCAUUCCAGGUCCUGUGUUUUUAAGUUUGCUUUCAGGUAAUACAAUUUUUACAUUCAAAAAGGAUAAUUAUUUGGUCCAAUUCCAGCAUUUCUAUUAGUUUGUUUCUGUGCUACAACUGGAGCCAGUUUAUGUUAUGGAUUAUCCUAUUCAUUAGCAAGAGGAUUAGUACUAAAUAAAUUUCCUAAUCAAAUUGUUAAUUUCAAUAAAAAGAUUAAUUAGAAUAGAGAUAAUCUAUUUUUUUAUAUGCUAUUUUUGAGAUUCACUCCAUUAAUUCCUAAUGUUUCAAUCAAUGUAUCAGGACCUAUUGUUGGUCUUCCAUUUAAAUAUUUCUUUUUUGGCACUUUGUUUGGUAAUUUUUUCAUCUUAUCAUAAGGAUUAAUGCCAGGAAAUAUUAUUCACAUUAGAACAGGACUCUUAAUUUAAGAACUCAAUGAUUUUUCGACUAGCUAUUAAGUAUAUUAUUUAAUAUUCUAUUUAGGCAAUAUUAACUCUAAUAGGUCUAUCAUUAAUUGCACUUCUACCUACAUUAUUUAAAAAGAAAUUAUAAGAAUUAGAUGAUAAAGGGUUAAGCAAAUCUAAAAAAGAAUGAUGAUCAUUUUUAUAAUAUAAACA
This is a messenger RNA of Paramecium sonneborni, 922 nucleotides long. The record is from the annotation of a GenBank genome assembly. Lineage: Eukaryota; Ciliophora; Oligohymenophorea; Peniculida; Parameciidae.